AGUAUGGAGAACCAGACUUUCAGUGAUGUCCUUCUCCUAGAGGGGUUAAAUGUCACUUCCCAGUCCUUCUUUCCCACCUUCAUCUUUCUCAUCAUCAUCUACAUUUUCACCGUAGUGUCCAACAUCGGCCUGGUAGCACUGAUCUUUCAAGAGAGGAGACUUCAUCAACCCAUGUAUCUGCUCUUCUGUAACAUGAGUAUUAAUGAUAUUUUGGGGGCCACAACCAUUAUACCUCGCUUGCUUAGUGACAUUUUUAAAGUGAGCACAGAGCGAUACAUAACCUAUAUUGAGUGUGUUAUUCAAGCAUUUUGCUUUCAUCUUCACAUAGGCACCUCCCUCUCAGUACUCAUGGCGAUGGCCUUUGACCGAUAUGUGGCCAUCUGCAACCCCCUGCGCUAUGCCACCAUUAUGACCAACAGGAUGGUGUUGAUACUGACCGUGUUGGCUUGGGGAGUGAUCUUUGUUAUGGUGGCAGUCCUUGUAGGUCUCACCAUUCCCCUGUCACGUUGCAGGUGGUUUAUAUCACAUCCAUUCUGUGACAAUGCCUCCUUGUUUAAGCUCUCCUGCCAAAAUGUCCUUUCCAAUAACAUUUAUGGCCUCUGCUACACUGUUAUCCUACUAGGCUCCUCUAUUGGGAGCACAACACUCACUUACUUAAAGAUUGCAUUGGUGUGUUUGACUAGUAAGAGCAAGGUGUUAAAUAGCCGAGCACUGCAGACAUGUGCUACCCACCUAGCAGCAUAUGUUAUCAUGCUGGUUUCGGGUGCUACCUUUGUUGUCCUGCACCGCUUCCCACAGUUGUCAGACCAGAGGAAACUGGCAUCCAUGAUAAUAAUGGUCAUUCCUCCUGCUGUUAAUGCCAUCAUCUAUGGGCUACAGAUAAAAGAACUUAGACAGAAGAUUAUUGCAACAUUUUAUAGGAAUAAAGUGGCUUUGAUGGAUUUUUAA
Messenger RNA from Lampris incognitus (smalleye Pacific opah), 948 nucleotides. Its product is annotated as putative gustatory receptor clone PTE03. Gene Ontology annotation, biological process: G protein-coupled receptor signaling pathway. The record is from RefSeq and is a predicted model, not a curated record. The transcript has a single exon. Gene Ontology annotation, cellular component: membrane. Bases 4 to 948 code for a protein of 314 amino acids. Gene Ontology annotation, molecular function: olfactory receptor activity; G protein-coupled receptor activity. Lineage: Eukaryota; Metazoa; Chordata; Actinopteri; Lampriformes; Lampridae.